Eimeria maxima is the source of this 847-nucleotide messenger RNA. RefSeq lists its product as hypothetical. The transcript is spliced from 4 exons. The record is from RefSeq and is a predicted model, not a curated record. Lineage: Eukaryota; Apicomplexa; Conoidasida; Eucoccidiorida; Eimeriidae. The annotation marks the transcript as partial.
AUGUGUCUCCUUUUAUGUGCUGCAGCAGCAGCAGCGCAGCAGCAAACUGCGCAGCCUGAGUAUAGGGAUGCAGAUACUGUUGAUGUUGCUGCACUAAGUGCAGCAGAACCAGCAGCAGCUGCUGCUCCUGCUCCUGCUGCUGCUCCUGCUGCUGCUGCAGAUGCUGCUACUGCAGCAGAAGAAGAGACACCUGAAGGGGAGGUAGAAGCACCAACACAAACUGCUGCAGCAGCAGCACCAACUGCAGCAGCAGCACCAACUGCAGCAGCAGCACCACCUGCAGCAGCAGCACCAACUGCAGCACCAGAAACAGCAGCAGCACCAACUGUAGCACCAGAAGCAGCAGCAGCAGCACAACCGCCUCCUGCAGGUGCAGCACCAACAGCAGCAGAAGAGACUGCAGCAGCAGGUACUGCAGCAGAAGCAGCUCCGCAGCAACCGGUAGGUGCAGCAGGAGAAGCAGCAGAAGAAGCAGCAGCAGCAGCAGGAACAGCAGGAAGGAGACGAAGGUCUCGUAAGUCCCGUAGGGGAAGAAGAGCUGAGGAGACACCUGAAGGAGGAGAAGAGACACCUGCUGCUGCUCCUGCUGCUGCAGAGACACCUGCUGCUGCUGCGGAGACACCUGCGCAGCCGCAGCCGCAGCAGCAGCCGCAGCAGCAGCCAACAGGAGGGGCAGGAAUAGAACAAACACCUGAAAAUAAGCUGGUGCAAAGUUUCUUGGCUAUUGAGCCUGUUAGUGCUCCAACUCGUGAGUAUUCAGAGGCGAUGGAGCUCUUGGCGGCGAUUGAUUUAACACCAGCAGAGAAGAUAGAUGAGGAUCUUCGUCGCAGAUUAAACACAAGAAGAG